AACGGACUCAAAGGAUGGGGAUAGUUGCUUCAAACUUCUGAACAUCUCAUCUUUGGGCUUUGGUGUCUGACUUUCAACUGGAGCUUUCAGGAUCGUAAAUCAUUCGUCGGCUGUGGAAAUCACUGUCUGAACUCUUGUGGGUGUUCGAUUUGAUGGAAUUGUUGCAUUUUUGAGUGGAUACAAUGUUUUGCCCUAUUUUGUUCCUUAUUUUGGGAUUGACGGAGCCCCGUUACGCGAAACCGCUGAAGGAAUCAUCGGAGUCUCUUGCGUCUUUGGAAAUGUUAUCAAGUGGAUUAGCGGGCUCUACUGCGAUGCCAAUUUCAAUUUCUGACGCCAAAUCAAAUCCGAUAGGAAAUAUGGCUGGGACUAAUCAUCUGAUGCUAUUUCGGGAGGCAAACCUCAAGAGAGUGCCCAGGGGGGCGAAGGAUGGAAGAUCGAAGUUUCCGUAUAACUCCAGGCAACCAAGACCUUAUGACCCAGACGGUUAUUUUACAACACCGAGGAAUGUGCAUUUCCCCAAUAACACUCACGGGGAUGGAAAAAAUAGUAGCAAUUCUAUUCGUAUCCACAACCCUCUGUAUCCCGUGACUGACAGUUCCUACGGCGCUUAUGCAGUGAUGCUCCUUUCACUGAUAGUGUUUGCUGUAGGUAUCAUAGGUAACUUGGCGGUGAUGUGCAUCGUGUGGCACAACUAUUACAUGAAAACUGCUUGGAACUGCAUUCUGGCCAGCCUGGCCUUUUGGGAUUUCCUGAUCCUGUUUUUCUGUCUGCCCGUGGUCAUCUUUAACGAACUGACCAAAAGGAGGUUAAUGGGAGACCUUUCGUGUAGAAUUGUCCCUUACAUGGAGGUGACCUCGCUGGGAGUGACCACCUUCAGCCUGUGCGCUCUGAGCAUUGACCGCUUCCACACGGCCACGAGCCCGCAGCCUCGGCCGCGGAUGGUGGAGCCCUGCCAGUCCAUCCUGGCCAAGCUGUCGGUCAUCUGGUUGGGCUCCAUGGUGCUGGCCAUCCCCGAGCUCCUGCUGUGGCAGCUGCAGCAGGACGUGGCGCCGGCGUCGGGCCUGCCCGUGGACUCGUGCGUGCAGCGGCCCUCGCCGGAGCUGCCGGAGUCGGUGUACUCGCUGGUGCUCACGUACCACGAGGCGCGCAUGUGGUGGUCCUUCGGCUGCUUCUUCUGCCUGCCGCUGCUCUUCACGCUGGCGUGCCAGCUCCUCACGCGCCACGUGACCGAGGAGGCGCGCCAGGCGUCGUCGGCGUCGUCCGCCGCCGGAGCGGGGCGCCCGCUCUCGCCCUCCACCACGUCGUCGUCGUCCGCGUCGUCGUCGUCGUCCUCGCCCAAGAGGCAGCAGCAGCGGCGGCGGGAGCGGCAGCUGACGCGCACGGUCCUGGCGCUGGCCGUGGUGUUCGGCGUCUGCGGCCUGCCGGAGAACGCCGCCAACAUCACGCUGGCCUACGCCGGCCUGGAGGUGCCCGCCGCCACGCUGGCGCUGCUGCAGCUGAUCGGCCAGUUCCUGAUGUUCGCCCGGGCGGCCGCCACGCCGGUCAUCCUGCUGUGCCUGUGCCGCGCGCUGGGCCAGGCCUUCAUGGACUGCUGCUGCUGCUGCUGCGACGAGUGUCUGCCCGACCGCUCGUCCGCGUCCACCUCCUCCUCCUCGUCCUCGCACUCCACGGCCGCCACCGCCACCACCUCCUCCUCGCCCACCUCCUCCGUCCCUGAGGAGAAACUCAAAAUUGUCUCAGGCACAACGCCCGCCAUCCUCUUCGAUAAAGCCAAGGACAACUCUUCCAUCCUGGCCCUAGGCACCCCCUGCUGAGGGGGCCCUACUUGUGGACCCUGUCCCCCCAAUGAAAUGACUAUGCUGCGGGGACAUCUCAUGACCUAACCAUGUCCCAUCUCUGGGGCUUGAGGUAGAAAAUAGUGAGGCGGGAAGAAGUUGAAUCAUUUUUUUAUCAUGGAGAUUAUUCUUUUGCUGAAACUUUCAGUGGCCCUCAUUUAUCAAACGAACGUAGAAACCAGCACAGAUCUGAGCACAGGAGUCAUCUUACGACAGGGCUCACAAGGGAUUUGUGAAAUAUUUCUAUUAUUGCAGCGUGCGCGAGAAUCAAUGGGUGUUGGUAAAUGUGGCGACUGAAAAACAAGCGUCAUUUUAAUAUCACGCCCCUAUAUUCUCGUUUUAGAGGCCACACCCCUAGAAUUUAUGACAUGGAGGUGCAUAAUACAUCCAGAAGAGAACAUUUUGGGAUAGCCACAAGAAAAAUAUUUCCAUGGAACACCGGAGACAAGUUGAAGGACAGCAUUAUCUUUUAUGCACAAGAAAACAAAAUGCAUGAUUGAUGCCAUGACUGUUGUGCUUUUCUCAUUUUUUAUCAACAAAAGUAAUUCUGAUACAUGAUGGGUAUCCUGUGCCAUGUGUCAACAUGAUAACAGGCUACAUGAAGUCUACAAAUAUGCAGUUCCAGUAGACUAGACUAUAUUCUAUGAUUAUAACUCUCCAACUUUCCAGUACUCCACCAAUUCACUCUGUGGCACCCCACACCGUAAGACCAUACUGAAUCGACUAAAUUGUACGUUCCUUUCGUAAAUGAAGGCCAUUGUGUUUGCUGAAGUGACCUUUUACUGUACAUAAACCAUAGUUUACCUGUUGAAAGCCGAGGGCUCUGUCCAGUAUUAGUGGUUUAAAGUAUUUUUUUGGCCUUUAUUAGUAUAGGACAGUGAAGCGGUAGACAGGAAAUAAGUGGGAGAGAGAGAUGGGGUGGGAUUGGGAUAUGACCGCAGGCCGAAUUCGAACCUGGGUCCCCAUGGGCACUCGGACCCGUAAAUGGUACGGGCGCUGUAGCCUGCUGCGCCACAACGCCCCCAGUAUUAGUGGUUUAAAAAAAAAAAAAACAUCUCGGCUGACAUGCAAGCUCUCCGAUGCCCUCUUUGCUAUAUACCAGCACAAGACAGAUUUUGAAAUAAAAAACCCAAGAAGGAGAUUGAAGAGAACACUCUACAAUGGAGAGCAUGAGAAAUUCCCCAUUUCCUCCGUUUUUCUUUCUAUGUCAAAAGCAAGCUGGCCAGGAAGAAAGAUUAUGAAUCUUGAAACUGUGAACGGCUUGUGUGGCUUUUGUUAUGUUGGUGUUUUUUUCUCUCCUUCUUUGAAAGGACUUUUGAAAUGCGGAGUUAUGUGGGCCUAAAUGAGUCCAGUGAUGGCUUUUCAUCUGGCGGUUUGACUCAGUAGAUGGCCUUUGUCUUCUGUUAUGCUAACCCUCUUUUUGUGUUGCAUAAUGAACAAGGAGAGGAAUGUUAUGUAGUAUUCUUUAUUCAUCAACACAUGACAUUGCUCCAUCCACGGGCUGGGAUUUUGUAUAAGUUUACUUAUUUUUAGUUAACUCAAGACCUCAUAGCAAUACAUACAGUUAUUACUGUUUAUAUGGGUAACAAUAUGUAUGAUGAUGCUGUGGGAUUGAUUUAGUAUGUCUUACUCUUUUCUACUGAGAGUUGAAAAAUAUGAUUUGAAUAGUUUAUAGUAUUUUAAAAAUGUUUUCAUGGAUAGAAAGAUUCAUAGUUUAACACCAGUUUUCUGUAAAGCAAAUAGACACGUCAGUUCUAAAUACACAAGUCACUGUUAUGGCAUGCUUUGGCUAAAUGUAGGUAGCUGGUACAAACUAAAUGAAGUCCAUUGUUGUACGCUCUGUUCUGGAAAGAUAUUUCUUUGUAGAAUCUGUUACCAAGAACAUUUCUCCUGACAUUACAGUGGUAUCCGAAAUGAGAAUCUGAAAUGUGAAAUUGAGUGCAUUUGUUUUGAAUUUCAAUUGUUUUCAGCAAUUAUCAAUAACGGGGUGAUCAGAAUGUCUCCUUAAAUGUCUCGUUAAACAUUUGCAGCUUUUCCAAUUUCUACACUGGAAAAGCUUAGACAGUAGGCUGAAUUUGGAGAUAUUGGCUGAAAUUCUCAAAAGAUUAUGGGAAUCAUAAAGAAAACAGUUAGACCUUUGUUUUAUUUUUUAUUUGUAUGUUUACAUUGGAUUGUACUGACUUGGACCCAAUAAAAUAACUUGUUCAAGUU
Sardina pilchardus (European sardine) is the source of this 4046-nucleotide messenger RNA. RefSeq names its product G protein-coupled receptor 37 like 1a (gene gpr37l1a). Gene Ontology annotation, biological process: adenylate cyclase-inhibiting G protein-coupled receptor signaling pathway; positive regulation of MAPK cascade. Gene Ontology annotation, cellular component: signaling receptor complex; plasma membrane. Bases 183 to 1814 code for a protein of 543 amino acids. The record is from RefSeq and is a predicted model, not a curated record. Gene Ontology annotation, molecular function: G protein-coupled peptide receptor activity. The transcript is spliced from 2 exons. Lineage: Eukaryota; Metazoa; Chordata; Actinopteri; Clupeiformes; Clupeidae.